Messenger RNA from Penicillium expansum, 1071 nucleotides. Its product is annotated as alpha/beta hydrolase. The coding region runs from base 1 to 1071 and encodes 356 amino acids. The transcript has a single exon. Gene Ontology annotation, molecular function: hydrolase activity. The record is from RefSeq and is a predicted model, not a curated record. NCBI's taxonomy places the organism in Eukaryota, Fungi, Ascomycota, Eurotiomycetes, Eurotiales, Aspergillaceae.
AUGGCAUCUACUCCACCCCCUCCAUCCCGGUCCGCCCUCAGCAAUAAGGCCCACCGAUACCGCAUGCUCUCAAGCCUCCUCUCCCUACUGGACCGAUACCUCUCCUGGCCACUCCCCCCAGGACCAAGCGUCGAAAUCGCCAUUCCCUCAAAAGUCAGCAUAUGCCCGGGAUCAUCCCAACUAUACUUCUUCACCUCACCCUCAAAACCCCUCUGUCCCCGCAAGCACGCCAACCCAUGCCCGCCCCGCCCCGUCCUUAUCAACUUCCACGGCGGCGGCUUCUCAAUCGGCCACGCUCUCGACGAUGCCCGCUGGGCAGGUACCGUACUGAAAGCCUGCCCAGAUGCGGUAGUAGUAAGCGUUGACUACCGCCUAGCCCCAGAGCAACCCUUCCCCGUCGGGCUAGAGGACGGCGUCAAUGCUAUACUAUGGCUAUGGCAAGAAGCGGAGAAGCUCAAUCUUGACAAAACGCGCUUCGCGCUCAGCGGAUUUAGCGCAGGUGGAAACCUCGCUCUAGCAGUACCAUUCCGACUGCACGAGGAACUACAGAAAAAGCGCUGGACAUCGAUAGGCGGGGAGAUAUCGUUGGCUGGAUUGGUGGUAUUUUACCCUAGUACAGACUGGACGCGAACGCGGAAAGAGCGUGAUGCGACAAAUCCGAUUGCCGCGGAAAAAACUAUGAUCUCCCCUUCUAUGUAUAAGUUCUUUGACGAUUCAUACCUUCUCCCUACAGCUCUGCCGAAACGGCCGGAUACAGGUCGGACGGAUAUGUCGCACCCUUAUCUUUCCCCUGGGCUGGCGUCUGCGUCUCUGUUGCAUGCGAGCUACCCGCCUGCGGUGGCGAUUUAUACUUGUGGAUGGGAUCAGUUGCUUGUUGAGGGGAACACAUUCCGGGAACGGCUUAGUGGGUUUGUUGAGGAAGGGAAGAUGACGAGUGUAGGCGGGUUUGUCGUUGAGAAUGUUAUUCAUGGAUUUGAUAAGAAGCCCUCUUUUUGGAGGAAGAACCAAAUGCGUGAGAGGAUGUACGGGGAUGCUAUUAGCCAGUUGAAGGUGAUAUGGAAGAUGAAAUGA